Messenger RNA from Oryza brachyantha (malo sina), 3834 nucleotides. RefSeq lists its product as uncharacterized. The record is from RefSeq and is a predicted model, not a curated record. NCBI's taxonomy places the organism in Eukaryota, Viridiplantae, Streptophyta, Magnoliopsida, Poales, Poaceae. The coding region runs from base 15 to 3500 and encodes 1161 amino acids. The transcript has 22 exons.
UCCCCGCGGCGAGGAUGAUGUUCACGGAGGGCCUCGACGAGUCGGCGAUCAGCUGGAUUAAGCAGGGCACGGGCUCUCCUGCUCUGCAGAGAUCGCCGCUGGCGGAGCGGCUGCCCGCGGGGCAGAUCGCGGCGCCGAGGAGCCCCGCUCCCGCGCUGUACGGCAGGGGCUGCGUCGGCGGGGGCGGCGGGAAUGGGUUGUUCUCCCCCAAGAGCCUCCCGCCCGUGCGGACCACGGGGCGGCACUCGGGUUUGCUGGGGCGGCACCACUCCGUGCUCCUCGCGGCCGCGGCGGACUCCGAGGAGGAGGAGGAGGAGGGGGAGGAGGAGAGCGUCGCGUCGUGGGGGGUGGCUGAUGACUGCUACUACGGGAACUUCUCCGACACGCUCGAGGAGGACGGGGCGUGCUCCAGCGGCGACUCCAGCCUGCUCCGGAGGGCCAUGGACCGCGGUGGGUUAGGAGGGUUCGACGAUGAAGUCACCUCGCAGCUGAACCGGAGGGUCGGCGGCGGCGGCGGGUUGGUCCGCGGGCAGUCCAAGGAGAACCUUCGGGUGGAGGUGCGAGCCGCUGCCGCUAUCGCCGGGAAAUGCUCCAGCGGCCACCACCCCGUCGACUCCACCCCGCACGAACAUUAUUUUGGUGAGCAAAAGUUUCAAGCUCUUGGGACACCAAGUGCACCUCCAAUUGCAGCAGGAGAUGGGCACGAGGCCAUUUUUGACACUGUUGCUGAAACCAAAGGUGGCCUUGAGAGGGCUGGGGUAUCAUCAGUGGCAGAUAUACUGGCCCAGGACGUUCAUGAGCCUGAGUUUCCUACAAGAUCAAAUGUUCAGGAAGAUGGUGUUUAUGUGCCGUACAUCGAGAAAAAAUUGUUAGCUCAGAUGCCGAGUUUCACGGCUAACGUCCAAAGUGCAUGGCAAUCUUUUGUUGCAUACGACGCAUGCUUUCGGAUCUGUCUGAAUGCAUGGGCAAGAAACUGCAUGGAGGCUCCAGAAUUCCUUCGUGAUGAGUGUAUAGUGCUGAGAAGCGCCUUUGGUAUACAGAAAUUUUUGCUUCAUCCCAAGCACAACAGUCAAGAUGACGGAAAAGGUGUCUAUGAUAAGGAUGGUAGUUGCAACAUGAAGGGCAGAAAACUUGUUAAACAGAUUGAGAUCGAAGUAAAAAAAAUACGUGUUGUACCUCAAAGACCAAGGCUUCGGGCAACAUCAUCCUUCAGAAAUCUGUAUAUGCAAGCUGGUAGCGAGUAUGUCAGACAGAUCUCUAAAAUUUUGAAGAGUCAGGUUACCAUGUUGACAUCCACGUCAUCAACAUCUUUGCCAGAAGAAAUGUUCACAUGCACGCUAGAAUUGCAAAGUUCCUGCAAGGUUAACCAGAGAGAUUCCAUUUCUCCGCAAUAUUUGAAGCCAGGCACUGGUGAAUCUCAACUCUUUUAUCUAGAGAACCAGGGUGAUGCUAUUCUUGUUGAAGUACAAGACAACAAUCGGGUUGUCAUAGGUCGCACAAAAAUUCAAGUUUCAUCGGUCACUGAUACUCAUCAGGAGGAAAUCAUUAAGUGGUGGCCUCUAUAUCUUGAUGAUCAAGAAUGCGUGGGCAAAAUUCAGCUUUGUAUAAACUUCUCCGUGUCUUCUGACAAUCAAGGAGCUGCAAAGAUGCUGCAAGGCGGUCCUGCUGUGGAUACUAUUGUAUAUGACAUGGUUCUGGAAGCAGCAAUGAGAGCUCAGAAUUUCAAUAGCAAAAUGCUGGUUGUAAGUGGUUCAUGGAGGUGGCUAUUGGAUGAGUUUUCAGAUUACUAUGGGGUAUCAGACGCAUAUAGAAAAUUGAGAUACUUGUCUUACAUUUUGAAUAUUGCAACACCAACAAAAGAUUGCUUGGAACUUACAUAUGAACUUCUUCUCCCUGUCAUGAAAGCACGUGAUGAUAGGACUUUAACGCGACAGGAGAGAAGCAUACUGUUAGAUUGUGAAGAUCGGAUUAAGAGCCUCCUUGCAGUUGUAUUUGAAAAUUACAAGUCGUUGGACGAGAAUUCUCCUACUGGUUUGUCUGACUUAUUUGGACCCAUAUUAGAUUGUGCUGCGCCAGCUUUAGCACCCGCAGUUCAGAUAUUCAGCGUAAUGCACGAUAUACUCUCCAAUGAAGCACAAAACAUACUUCGGAACUAUUUACAGACUGCUGUGGCAAAAAGGUGCAGGAGGCAUAUGAUUGAGACGGACGAAUUCAUGUCAAGCAAUAAUGACAGCCUUCUUACGGACCCUAUGGCUAUUUCUGCUGCAUAUCUCAAAAUGAAGACUAUAUGUAUUAACAUAAGUCGUGAAAUUCAAGCAGAUAUUAAGAUUCACAAUCAGAAUAUACUUCCAAGUUCAAUAGAUCUACCAAAUAUAGCAGCAUCCCUCUACAGUACCGAGCUCUGCAAACGAUUGAAGGGUUUUCUUUCUGCAAGUCCCCCAUCAAGACCACUAGAACAUGUUGCUGAACUGCUCAUUGCUACUGCAGAUUUUGAGAGAGAUCUUGAUUCUUGGCAAGUGAGACCUGUGCAUGGGGGUGUGGUUUCGAGGGAGUUGUUUCAUGGCUACAUCAUGGUGUGGAUUGAAGACACCCGAUUGCAGUUACUUGACAAUUGCAGAGCAGAUAAGUUAUCAUGCCCUGCAGUAUCAACAACCUCGACAUUUGUUGAGCAAAUGUAUGAACAAAUAAAAGAAAGCAUAAAUGAAUACGGAGUAGUUAUCAACAGAUGGCCACAUUAUCUGAUGAACUUAGAGAGCGCUAUUGCUGAUGUGGAGAGAGAAAUUAUGAAGGCACUGGAGAAGCAAUACGUGGAAACUCUACUGCCUCUGAGAGACGGCAUACCAAAAAUUCUUGAGAAGCAGGUUCAAAGACUGACAAGAAGGCAAUCUAUAAGCCCUUACGUUGUGCCGAAUCAGUUAGGAACAUUCAUGAACACAGUUAAAAGAAUGUUAGAUGUGUUACACUGCCGAGUUGAAGAUAGUCUCAAAUCGUGGGCAGCAUAUCUAACAAUAACAAACGGGAACGCUGUUUUUGGAGAGCAAAUGAACUCCAUCACAGUCAUGUUAAGGAAGAAGUACAAGAAAUACCUGCAAGCAAUUGUGGAGAAGCUUGUUAGUAAUGCACAAGCUAACCGAACCACCAGGCUAAAACGGAUUCUUGAAGAAACAAGAGAAAGCGAAGGAGAAAGCGAGAUUCGUGAGAGGAUGCAAGCUCUCCGCGCCCAUCUCUCCGAAUCCAUUUACAAUCUCCAUGAAGUCUUUUCCAGCAGAAUAUUUGUUGCUAUUUGCCGAGGAUUCUGGGAUAAGUUGGGCCAGAUUGUGUUGAGGUUUCUCGAGAGCAGAAAAGAGAACAGGAUUUGGUACCGAGGAUCUGAUUACGCAUUAGGGAUCUUGGACGAUGUCUUUGCAUCAGAAAUGCAAAAACUGCUGGGUAACUCCCUGCAGGAAAAGGACCUCGAUCCACCGCAGUCGAUAGUCGACGCCCGAUCUAUCCUCUGCUAGCAUGUUUGGAAGGUACAAACUAUCUCAGAUCUUGGAUGAUGUCUUUGCAUCAGAAAUGCAAAAACAUGUUGGCAAGGAACCACCAACUCAGAUUGUGUCUGCUGGCAAUGCUAUUGGUGUGCCGUGUGAGGACGAUAUGUAUACUGGGUUAUUUGGUUUAUUCUUUGGUGUGCAUAUGAAAAUAUACAGGUCCAGAUGCGUUAAUUCUUUUCUGUCUAUAGUGUGUUAAUUUUUUAAAGGUGAGAACAGUUGUUGUAACGGAUUGACUGGUAAGCAAAUUUUGCUUCCAUAUAUAAGUAUCUGCUAUACCUAUGACCAGGGUGGUACCAGAAAA